Messenger RNA from Phymastichus coffea, 3871 nucleotides. It is a transcript of the gene Ef-1a-f1, whose product is annotated as elongation factor 1-alpha. The record is from RefSeq and is a predicted model, not a curated record. Gene Ontology annotation, biological process: translation; translational elongation. Gene Ontology annotation, molecular function: GTP binding; translation elongation factor activity; GTPase activity. The coding region runs from base 142 to 1527 and encodes 461 amino acids. The transcript has 6 exons. Lineage: Eukaryota; Metazoa; Arthropoda; Insecta; Hymenoptera; Eulophidae.
UUGGAGUACGGGUGGUGGUGGUGACUCGCGCCACGUCUGCCUCUUCUACUUGCAACCCCCGAAAGCUUCACUCGUAUCAUCCGCUCAACUGCGCCGUUCACGCAUAAAGCACGACUAGUCUGACGAUCCCCAACUAAGAAUAUGGGCAAGGAGAAAAUCCACAUAAACAUCGUGGUGAUCGGUCACGUCGACUCAGGUAAGUCGACAACAACCGGUCACCUGAUCUACAAAUGUGGUGGUAUCGACAAGCGUACCAUCGAAAAAUUCGAAAAGGAAGCUCAGGAAAUGGGCAAAGGCUCGUUCAAGUACGCUUGGGUACUUGACAAGCUGAAGGCUGAACGCGAGCGUGGUAUCACCAUUGAUAUCGCACUCUGGAAAUUUGAGACAGCCAAGUACUACGUAACUAUCAUCGAUGCUCCUGGACAUCGUGAUUUCAUCAAGAACAUGAUCACUGGCACGAGUCAAGCUGACUGUGCCGUACUCAUCGUUGCUGCUGGAAUUGGUGAAUUCGAAGCUGGUAUCUCCAAAAACGGUCAAACCCGUGAGCAUGCUUUGCUCGCCUUCACCCUCGGUGUUAAACAAUUAAUUGUUGGAGUGAAUAAGAUGGACAUGACUGAGCCGCCAUACUCGGAAACGCGUUUCGAGGAGAUCAAGAAAGAAGUGUCAUCGUACAUAAAAAAAAUCGGCUAUAAUACCGCAUCCGUGGCAUUCGUGCCCAUAUCUGGUUGGCACGGUGACAAUAUGCUCGAGCCAUCAUCCAACAUGCCUUGGUUCAAGGGUUGGAAAGUCGAGCGUAAGGACGGCAAUGCCGAGGGUAAAACAUUGAUCGAAGCACUCGACGCUAUCUUGCCGCCGUCAAGACCUACGGAUAAACCGUUACGUUUGCCGCUUCAGGAUGUGUACAAGAUUGGUGGUAUCGGUACCGUACCAGUUGGUCGUGUGGAAACUGGUAUUCUGAAACCUGGUAUGGUAGUGACAUUUGCUCCUGCUAACCUCACCACUGAGGUUAAAUCAGUGGAAAUGCAUCAUGAAGCUCUUACUGAGGCCGUACCCGGUGACAAUGUAGGAUUCAACGUCAAAAAUGUCUCCGUGAAAGAUCUUCGUCGUGGUUACGUCGCUGGUGAUUCCAAGAAUCAACCACCAAAGGGUGCUCAAGACUUUACUGCUCAAGUUAUUGUACUCAACCAUCCCGGACAGAUUGCCAAUGGAUACACUCCUGUGCUCGAUUGUCACACCGCUCAUAUCGCUUGCAAGUUUGCUGAGAUCAAGGAGAAGUGCGACCGUCGUACCGGUAAGACUACUGAAGAGAAUCCGAAGAGUGUGAAGAGCGGCGAUGCGGCUAUAGUAUUGUUACAACCGACUAAGCCAAUGUGCGUCGAGUCAUUCCAAGAGUUUCCGCCUCUUGGAAGAUUUGCUGUACGUGAUAUGCGACAGACUGUGGCUGUGGGAGUCAUUAAGAGCGUGAAUUUCAAAGAAAUUCAGGGCAAAGUAACAAAAGCCGCGGAGAAGGCCCAGAAGAAAAAGUAACCAUCAAGCUUCCUCGGAAGCCAAAGAACCCGCCUCGGCGAUGACCAUUAUCUCUCAACAGAAACAGCAACAACCCUCGCGGUCAAGGUCGCCGUCGACGAAAUCACAUCAUCCGUCGUUAUCGUCAAGCAUCCGCAUCAUCAUCAUCAGCAACAUCAUUACCAUCAUCAUCAGAAUUGUUUAGCUCGUUGUUGUUGGCCAGCAGCCAUCGAGUUACCAACAGGUCGUUCAUACGAGUCAAAUCUUAUUCAGUCAGCCAAACCUUAUCAUCUUCACGAGCCCGUGAUUUCACGCUAUCCAGUGGUCCUUAAUCCGCGCAUUUAUCCGAAUCUCCAUAUUCAGUUCACUCACGCCCCGCGCACACCAUGUAUCUGCUAGGGACGGCUCAAUCAGUCGUGGCGAUUCCAUAACAUCGUCGACUUUUGCCACGGCUAGCAUAACAAUGCCACCCGUUGGCUUAUCUUCCGUAACACACAUUCUCUUCACGACAGAUGACAGUGUCAUCUACCUUGGUCGUUUAUAUUAUACAAAUCGAAAAGGCUUUGUUUACGAUGAAAAAUCAAAUGAAUAAAUAUCGAGUUGAAUUUUUACGAAGCCUACACCCGAUGACUGUUAGAUUGCAAAUGAUUGAAUAAUUAACAAUUGCUUAAAUAAUGAAUAUGGAAUUGAACUUUACAAUUUUUAUUUCGUGUACGUGUGGAGAAUCAUUUCAAAAAAUGAAUAAGGGAGAAUCAUGCAAACGGGUGGUAUUGUGGAAAACACUCGCAUUUGUCCCCUAAACAAACUCCGGCGUAGUUAGGUUUAGAUCUAACUCGACAAGACAAAGAUUUACACGGGGAUUUUUUAGAUUUGAACGGAAUCAUUUGUAUGUUCACGAUUAAUAAAUGUAUGGUAAAUGAAUUUUCUUUACUGACGUGAUAAAAUAUUUAUAAAACACACUGUUUACGUAAUUUUGUACGAAGUAACGCACAUUUUGCAUGUACACUUUUUAUACCGAAAAGUACAAUCGAUUGAUUCCAAAAAAUGAAUUUCCCUAAAAAAUUGCUGUUAUUUUGAUUUAUUCAGAAUUUUUUUAGAUGUGAAAAACAACGUAUCAUGUUUGAAAACAUUAAUAAAUAUACUUUUAAAUUUCGUCGUAACUUGUGAAAAAUUUCAAAUGCUUUAUUUUUUUAAUAAUAUGUUCAUACAUGUCAAGAACAUAAAGAAAAAAGUUAUCAAUAACUGUUCAAAUCUCAAGAAAAUCACCCACGAAAAUCAAGACAAGUUUUUCGUCGUCUCAAUCGCACGUUGAAAAUACGUUGUCAAAUAAAGAAAAAAGCAAAAAAUUCUCAAGGCUGAAAAAAUGUGUUUAUCCAAACUCACUUGUAUUGAUUGCGAAUCACCAUUUAAUACUAUUAUUACUAAUAUUAUUGCUAAUUAUUGUACUAUCAAUCAUAAUUUAUACUAGUAGUGUUAUUGUUACGAUUAUUGCUAUUAUUAAUAUUUAUUUACUAUAAAAAAUACCAAAAAAGAAGGAAAUAAAUGAAGCAUUCACGAACGCAACGUCGACGUUCUCUAUACGAACAAGGGCAUGUUAUAGAAAAUGUGAUUGUUUAAUUUUGUAGCGAUUAUUAUAUCACCAAUCAACAAUGAACGAAAAAAAGGAACAUGAAAAUUAGAAUGAUAUGCGCACGCGAGCAUCGUAAGUCCUGGCCUGGCUGACCUUGGAUGUAUUCGGAUGAUGAGUUCGCAAGCGAACAAGUAUUGCAUGCGUAAACGAUCGGCAAUUAUAACGAAACAAAAAUAAUAUGUAAAACGGUAGAAAAUACGGGGAUUGACCAUUGAAAAUCAUGUAACUCUCUGAAGUCACCAUUUAACCUUUACUCUCCCUUCUAUAAAAUCCCUUAACCGAAACCCUCCGCCCCCUCAAGUAUCACGUAUAUAAUAUAUGAUAUAUACACGAAAGAAAACAUUGUAGGCGCGUUCUGCGAAUUGCGUUUACCCCCGCAUUCCCCUCAUAGCCAGUAUUAUGUUGAUGUAAUAAAAUAACAACUUUUAAUCGCCACCAUUAGUGGACAGAUUUUUAUUCUGCAUUCAUGGUAGUUGAGUAUGCAUCUUUUCGACUUAUAUUUAUUAUUACUUUCUUUUUUAAAGAUUUUUUUUUCUAUUCUACCGCAAGUUUUCUUCGUUACCUAUCUCAUAUGUUUCUUUUUUUAAUUUUUAGUGAAAUAAAGUAAGUGUUUACUCAAUCGUUUUAUUAAUUCCUCAAUUUUGUGGAAUUUAAUACCAUUUUUUUCAUAUUAAUUGUACGAGAAUGUUGACGAUCAGUAAAUAAUGAAGUAAUAUUAUUAUUACUAUACUAUCA